UGGAGCGUUCACGAAAUCGUAUUUUGAAACAUUUGAAAAGGUUGGUCAACGUUAUACAACGAUGAAAUACUUUGCAAUUGCUGUGAUCUUUGGCUUGUUUGCUAUCUCCCAGGCAAUGCCUGUUGAGGAAGACAGCAGGUUAGAAUUAACACUUGUAGUCAUUCUGUCAUGGAUACGUUUGGGGGGAAGAAGGCGAAGCGGGACGACCUCGCCCAAUUGUGUGUGGCGAAGCCAUCUCUACAGAGAGAUUUUGAAGUUUGCCGCGAAUUUGCCAUGCACGAUCGGUUAUCAUGAGCCUCUGGUUUCGGUUAAUCAAACAUUCUAGCCUGUGUAAUUGAUAUAUUAGCUCUUUGUGACAGAGGCUCCCUACUAAACUGUCGACCAGAUCAAAUUUGAGUUGUGACGUUUGCAAUUCAGCUCUUUGGCUCCCCCUUCCACCCUUACCUGCAUAACGUGAGAUUGGUAUCUUAAUUCCAAGUUUUUCCCACCUUUGACGAUAUAUUUAAUUUCAGGGAAAAAAGAUUCAACCCGUUCUUGAUUGGUGCUUUCAAAUUGGCCCAAGGCGCAUGUAAUGGCAUCACAAAUUCUGGCCAACGUAAGAUUAAACUUAAAUUAAAUUGUUCAGGAAUUUUGUGUUUCAAAUCAGGGUGGUAUACUCCAAUGGUUAUUUUUGCGUUCUUGAACUAGUACAAAUUUAAGAUUCAAGGUGUACUUAAUCUUUAAGAUUCGUAAAGCAUGGCUAACUUAGGAAAUGUUCCUUUAUAAUACUUUUUGUUUGUGGAAACACCAUGUAAAUUUAUUACUGCAAAUUAAGCUUUCGAUCCGUAAGCCAGGUUCUUCAUCAGUGUUAAUAAUAUGUGUUUUACGCCAGGUAUUUGAUGUUCCCACAAACAAAAAGUCUUAUAUGUUUUAUCGCCAUGCAAUCCUACAAAGAACUUAUGUUCAGUUAUGUUUUAUCAAUAUAUAGUUGCUAUAUAUAAGUUUGCAUGCAUGGAAAGGAAACGAUGGUUCCUGGUUUACCACCUGGCUACAGACACUUGAAUUUUUUUUUAAAUCCUUACUAAUGGAAAUAGUGUGGAUCUUCGCUGAAAAUAGUAUAAGGAAAUCAAACUUUCAUACUAUAAUGGACCAUUCCCCAAUUAACCAAAAUUUUGAUCUCAACAGGUCUAGACAAAAUUCCAUUAUAGCAUGAAAGAGCAUCACAAAAUUAGUAAUAUUCCACCAAAGUUUCGUUGGGAAAUGUUAUAAAAUGCGGUAAUAUAGCCUUGCGAAAUUUGCAAUUUUCAGUCAUUUUAGAUUACAAACGAGAAAUGGUUACCACUUUUCCAAAAUUUUGGUAUUAAGUAGUCUAAACAAAAAUUUCAUCACAGCUUGAAAGAGCAUCACAAAAUUAGCAGUAUUCCAAAGUUUCGUUUGCAAAAUGUUGUAAAAUGCGGAUAAUAUAGCCUUGCGAAAUUUGUGAUUUUUAGUCAUUUUAGAUUACGCAAAGAAGUGGUAACCGUUUCCCGUUUGUAAUCUAAAAUGACUGAAAAUUGCAAACUUCACAAGGCUAUAUUAUCCGCAUUUUAUAACAUUUUGUAACGAAACUUUGGAAUAUUACUAAUUUUGUGAUGCUCUUUCAAGCUGUGAUGAAUAUGGAUAUUAUAGUAUGGAUAUAACUAUGGAUUUACAGUAUUAUAGUGAUGCAAUUGCAAAUUUCAAAGUAUGGAUUUCAUUAUUUUUUCCAGUGAGAAACAAUGCAAUUUCCGCAACAAUUUUACUAAAGUUUGCCCAGGGCUUUACAAUUUAUCUAGCAUUUAUGAUUUAUUUAUUUUAUGGAUAUAAUUUUCAGCUGUCGACCCCUUGAUCGGGAGAGCAUGCACUUGCUUGAAUGCUGCUGGUAAUCUUGGUGGUAUUCUUGGUAUCUUCGGGGAUGAAAGGUAAAGACGCAUUGCGAGAUUUUUUGGGCUCUACGAUUCCGGUGCAGCGCUAAGCGUUAGCAGUCAUGCACGCAAUUGUUACAGGGGACAUUUUAAUCUCUAUAUAGAUUAACAAAAUAAAGGUUUUAUGCAUGAGUGUUCAAACCAUGGAUAAUAAAAUAAAUGGAUAGGAAACUAGCUGACGUGACCUAAUGUUUUUACUGGGAUUGAUGGCGUGGUUGGAUGCCUCAAUCACAGAAUAGAUACUGGACCAGAAGUGUCACUCCUAUUUGUUUUGGCUGAAGGAAAACGUCCGGAAAUUUUUUUUUACGUGCUAUGACGCUAUCCUGGAGUGCACACGGCACUUUGUACUUAUGUUUUCUUAUGAAAAACUUCCGUGUGCACUCCAGGAUGGCGUCAUAUGAUGGCGUAUUUCACGUCAGCACUCGUAAAAUUUCGGACAAAAUAUCGUCUGAGUGACACUUCUGGCACAGAAUACUAUACAGAAGUGUAUCUCCAUUGUUUUUUGCGUAAGCGCUAUUCGUCAUGAUUCGUCACUCAGCAAGUACCGUAAACAGAAGCAGUCACCCCCUGGACGUGCGCCCAUUUUUAGUAUUUCCAGGGGGGAGACUGCUUCUGUUUACGGCACUUGCUGAGUGACGAAUCAUGACGAAUAGCGCUUACGCAAAAAGCAAUGGAGGAUACACUUCUGUUUAGUAUUCUGUGCUUCUGGUUCUGUAUCUAUUCUGUGCCUCAACCUAGUUGAAAACCAAAUUCUUAAAAACGGCAUGUUUAGCAAUAAUACAGCUAAACAUUUUAGUCAAAGAGCAAAUAAAUGUAACCACGCCAUUCUACGAUGAAAACUCUAAGUAUUCCCAGUCAAUUUUAGCAAAUAUUUCAAGCACUAAACAGUGAAAAAUACAUCGCAAAUUUCGUUAAAAUUUGUGACGCCAAUUUCGUAGCUACAAAUGUAAAAAAAAAUACAAAACAAAGACGAAAAACAUUUACCUUGAAUACUUUGUCGUGGCUUAGGCAUGUUUUUAAAACAAUUAGACCAGUUUACACUUCAAGAUCACCCUUUUAAAGUGGAAAAUAUAGCAAAACAACAAAUAUGCCGAGAACUUUCGUAACAUUCGCAAUACGCGUGAUGUCACGUUUUUCAACAAGGAUGCAGUCAAUGACGUCAGAAGUUUCCUAUCCAGUUAUUUUAUUAUCCAUGUUCAAACUAUGUUUUAACUUAAAUAGUUCGUCUGCGCUUUAUAUAGUGGACCAGUAAUUGUUUUGCUAAUUUUAUUUGCAGCAUGACAUCGGAAGAUAAACGUUUCCUCUUCGGUGGUGGUUUCAACCUAGGUGCUGCGAUUCAACAAGUGAUGAACAUCGUGAAAAAUGUUUGCGCCAGUGCACCUCCAGGUAUAUGAAACAUCCUCGGUCCCAGGGCCUCACGUCAGCCGUGAGGCCCUGGGACCGAGGAUGGGUAUGAUACAGACAUACAAGUUUAACGCCCGUAUUCUAAAAGCUCACUCAUACUCAAUAGGGCCAUUUAUACGGAACAAAAUAAGACGCUACUUACAUAAGACGCGACUUAAGUAAGACGCGAGUUUGUCCUAUAAAAGGUACAAAAUUCUUAUGUAAGACGCGUCUUACAUAAGAACAGGUCUUUUAGCAGUUCUUAUUUAAGGUUACAGAACACCUUUGAGUGUUAAUUUUGCCUAAAAUUUUUUUAUUGGUUUCAAUGAAAGCAUUAGACUAGUUCUACUAUCUGACCAAGUUUGAACGAAAAAUGUUGAAAACUCGCAGAGUUAUUUAAUAAAAUGCAUUUCGCUGCAAUAAGAAAAACAUUGAAAAUGUAAUGUUUAAAUUCAAUUUUCUCACGAAACAUUUUACGCUAAUUACUGAUUUUCAAACGAGUUAUGCUCCUGCGGGUUUUAACCAAUUUUUCUCAAAUUUUCACAGGGCAUAGCUAAAUACGUCAGUUUCAAAAUUGUGUUCGGCUUUUUUUUUAUUUUGGAUAUUUUAAAAAUAAAGAGCAAUUCACUCAAACAAUUCAGAAAUAUAUUGCAGUCGUCAAAGAAAUCGCCAUAUCAGCGGAAUGACGAAAUAAACAAAAAUUUCCGAACACAAUUUUUUAGAACAACUAUUUUACUGUAUAAAAAUGAUAUUUUCAUAAAUAUAACUUAAAACCAGCAGGAACAUAACUCAAAAGCGUAACGGUACCGCGACUUAAGAUUUUCCUGAAUAAUUCUUACAUUAUUUUAUUGCUUGUUAAUUUUCACAACUUUACCAUAUUUUGCAUGCACUGAAGAACAUUUGGUGAAAAUUUGAUGAAAAUCGGACUGAUAUUGAGCGCGCAGUAGCGAUUUUCCGCAAAACGCCAAAAAAGGUGUCCUGUAACCUUAAGUCACGUCUUAAAUAAGAAAUUUUGGACAAAAAGUCUAACUACACAUGCCAGAGACUUGAAACAACGUAAAAUUAUUAGCCUUGCAUAUUAAAACAAAAACAACCAAAACAACAUUAUAGCUAUAGCAAGUAAAUAAGACCAAAGCCGUAGAGAACCAUUUAUGCGAUAACUCCGCUUAUUUAAGUCGCGUCUUAUCUAAGUCGCGACUUAUUUUGUCCCGUAUAAAUGACCCUAUUGAGUGGAGGUUCAAUCUGAGCUUCUGUCGAGUGUCAAUGCUGUUUUUGAAUAGCUUGAGGGUUAGUGCCAUACCUAUGUGACUACUCACCCUCCAGCUAUUCAAAAACAGCAUUGACACUCAAGAGAAGCUCAGAUUGAACCUCCACUCUUUGAGUGUGAGUAAGCUUUUAGAAUACAGGCGUAAUAAUUCAUUAAGAAAAUUUUUUUAAAAAGUAUAACUCACGAGGUCUUUUCACAUUUACAAAAUUUUCCCCGAUUUGCAAAAACUUUUACCUCGAUUUUCUCAGUUCAAAUCACAACUGUUGAAAUCCUUAAAAGUUAUUUACAUCAAUUUUCAACUUCUCGCUUUCGGCUUGAGUAUACACUGCUUAAUUCUCUGUACUGUAUAUAUAUAUAUAUAUAUAUAUAUAUAUAUAUAUAUAUAUAUAUAUAUAUAUAUAUAUAUAUAUAUAUAUAUAUAUAUAUAUAUAUAUAUAUAUAUAUAUAUAUAUAUAUAUAUAUAUAUAUAUAUAUAUAUAUAUAUAUAUUACAUAUUACAUAUUACAUAAAGUUUGUCAGAUAUCAAACCACCUGAUUUCCGUCGUGUUUGGAUGCUCAUGAAUUAUUAUUAAUAAGUCUUUUUAUUUGUUUUUUUUAAGAUUUCGCCGAUUUGUGCCAGUGCAUCACAGGAUAAUUCUGCAAUCAACUAGUUUGUAGAAGGUAUGUUAAAGUUUUGUCAAUAAAACAGUGAAUAUUUUAAACGUUUUACAGUGGCGGGCCAAAACCAAGAUUAGGGCCCGGUGUGG
Paramuricea clavata is the source of this 5318-nucleotide messenger RNA. Lineage: Eukaryota; Metazoa; Cnidaria; Anthozoa; Malacalcyonacea; Plexauridae. The record is from the annotation of a GenBank genome assembly.